CGGCAGUGUUGAACGACCGCUAGGUGGUUGCAUCGAGCGAAUAAGCGCUAAACGGGCCUUUCAAUUACGACAAAGAAGAAGGAAGUCCCCAAAUUAGCCACCACCACACGUUGCUAAGCCGGAGCUGACUUGAGCGUAAAAAUCAACCUUUCGGGGCCUGCCUUUACUACUUCUGUGUGGCUCAUUAUUCCUUUGGGCUCCCCUUGUCGUUAGACCAAGACGGACGAAACAGUCCAGUUGGCUGCAAACUCGUCACUUGGGAGCGAGCGACUCCCGCUUGCUUAGUAGCCUGCUAGCUGCAAACAAAGAGCGGUGGACGGACGUUAGCAGCCCGCGAAGCGCGCGCCAGGCCAGCCGCGAGUGCCAAAGUCGUCUUCACUGGUCGUCUUCUUCUUCUUGUCACCGCGUGAGAAUGUGUAAAGUGAAAAUGCUGCGAGCUCUGGUCAACCAGCGGCUGAAUGCGGCCGUGGAAGAAAUAUUUGCGGUGUUGGAGAGAACCAUAAGCGAGUACGAGGUGGAACUUUCUCGAAGCAAAGAGGAGAACCUGCGGCAACGCCAACUUUUGGACGCGCUCAUGGACGCGAGCACAGCAGACGUGGGUCAGGAUGACGUGGCCCCCGAGCAGGAGCAGCGGCGGGACUUGAGCUCCAAGGGGGAAGAGGAGCCCAGCCACGGCAAAGAGCGACCAGCGCGGCGGGAGGAGGCGCCGAGCAGCAAGCCGGCCAAGAGCCAAACGCCAGAGCGGGCUCAGCGGCCGGCUCAGCGGCCGGCCCGCUCGCCGGGCGGCCCCCCGGCGCCCAGGGGCUAUCCGGCCGACCACACGCGAUUCGACGCCAAGCACUUCAAAUGUUCCCUGUGCGACUCGGCCUUCUUCAAGAUGUCCGAUUUGCAGCGGCACAUGAUGAUCCACUCGGGGGAAAAACCGUUCAGCUGCACCGUUUGCCCCAAGCGGUUUAUCCGCAAGGCGCAUCUGGUCUACCACAUGAGGACGCACACGGGCGAGAAGCCCUUCACUUGCUCCUUCUGCGGCAAGCGCUUCUCCCUCAAAGGCAACCUGAUGCGGCAUACCAGGAAGCACACGGGCGAGAAGCCCUUCAAGUGCAGCCAGUGCGACGCCGGCUUCACCGUGCGCCCCGCCUUGAUCCAGCACAUGCGCACGCACACCGGCGAGAAACCUUUCAAGUGCUCCUUCUGCGGCGAAGGCUUUGCUCAGCGGGGACACCUAAUCGGACACACCCGAAUCCACACGGGAGAAAAGCCCUUCUCCUGCAACGUGUGCGGCAAGAAAUUCUCCAUCAAAGGGACGCUCAACGUGCACGUGCGCACGCACACCGGCGAAAAGCCCUUUGGCUGCCACUCGUGCCACGGUAAAUUCUCGCACAAGCAGCAACUCGACAAACACGCCUGCGCCGGCGGCGAGGGCAGCAGCGCUCAGAUGGAUUUGGACGGGUUAGCUUUGUGUCCCGCAGGCGGCGGCCAGCAGCUGCAGGCAGCGCAGCCCCCCCACGUCAAAGAGGAUCAGGGGCAAGAGCCCCUCCGCGUCAAACAGGAACAGGAGGAAGUAGACGUCAGCCGGGAAGGCGGCGAGCGUCGCCCCGCAAGCGGUUCUGACGACGAGGAGCAGCGGGCCGACCUCAGCCAUUUCCCGGCGAUGCGAGGGGUCGUGAAAGGCGAAGAUGAGCGAGACCAAGGCGCGCCGGAGCAGAAGACCAGAGCGUGGCGACGGCGGAGCCGUGACGGAGGCUCUCCGGGCCACGCGGCCUUCGGCUGUUCUCGGGGGGGCGGUAGCCACGUGUCCGGCUUGAGUGCGCGCGCGAAGGAAGAGAUCUUCAUUUGCCCAUUUUGCGGCAAGAGCUUCGGUCGGCGGGAGCACCUGACGGGCCACGUGAUGAUCCACACCGGCGAGAAACCCUUCGUCUGCGCCGUGUGCGGCGGCCGUUUCUCGCUCAAAGGCACGCUGAUGAUCCAUAUGAGGACGCACAGCGGCGAGCGACCCUUCCCUUGCUCGCUUUGCGGUGAACGCUUCUCGCAGAAGGUCAAUCUGAGCACGCACAUGAGGACGCACACGGGAGAGAAACCCUUCUCCUGCUCGGUGUGCGACGAGACGUUCUCCCAGAAAGGAAACGUGAUGAAGCACAUGAGGACGCACACUGGGGAGAAACCCUUCCCCUGCUCAGUGUGCGGCGAGAGGUUCUCGCAGAAGGGAAAUCUGGUCAUCCACAUGAGGACGCACACGGGGGAGAAACCUUUUCCCUGCUCCGUAUGCGGAAAAAAGUUUGCUCUGAAGGGCAGUUUGCGGAAACACACCAGGACGCACACCGGCGAGAAACCUUUCGCUUGCUCCGUGUGCGGCGAGAGCUUUGCGCAGAAAGGGAAUUUGAACAUUCACGCCAGGAAGCACACGGGAGAAAAAGCCUUCUGCUGCAACCUGUGUCAGGCCAAAUUUGGCAGCCCGAGUCAACUGAGCGAGCAUCGGUGCGCGUGCGACACUUGAAGCGUAAAGACAGGGAGGAACUUUGACUUCGGCUGCCCCUAAGGACUACUUUGGACCAAAUGCCGCUUCUCAACUCUCUUCAAAUGGUCUCCUUGGCAUCAAGAUGUCAUCGUCAGUAAAUAAUAGCGGGUCGAUGGCAAAUUGCAACGAAUUGUGACAUCAUUGUUCAUUGCGGGGAAUAUAUAGAAGGCACACACCUACUGUAAAUACUCGUACAGUUCUUCAAAUAAAGCUCUCAAUCGAAUUCUG
Molecule: messenger RNA, 2743 nt
Organism: Syngnathus acus (greater pipefish)
Lineage: Eukaryota; Metazoa; Chordata; Actinopteri; Syngnathiformes; Syngnathidae
Product: zinc finger protein 2 homolog
Exons: 3
Coding region: 413-2494 (693 amino acids)
Biological process (GO): regulation of DNA-templated transcription
Molecular function (GO): RNA polymerase II cis-regulatory region sequence-specific DNA binding; DNA-binding transcription factor activity, RNA polymerase II-specific
Source: RefSeq, a predicted model, not a curated record